AUGAACGUCCGCUCGCCCACUCAACCCUCCUCGGCAUCCACGCCAUACGCGCAAACCCAACCCCGUCUCUCCCGAUUCACCCUCCGCGGCUUCCUCUCCUUGCCCCGAAGACUCUGCUCUCCACCCGCCGCCGUUGGCAAAGUUCGCUCCUUCGGUCUCACCCCCAUCUUUGAUGUCAAGCUCGAGGAUGUCCUCGAUCGCAAGCACCUCCCGCCCCUUUCCCUCAAGGAUUUCGAGGAGUGGCUCCUGUAUGUUGAACAGUCUGUCGAGAACCUCUACUUCGUCCUCUGGCUGCGCGAAUACACUACCAAAUACGACCGUUGGAUCGCAAAGGUCCGAACCAGAGAAGCAAAGGCACGUCGCGUAGUAAAUGGCGGCGCGCAGGCACACUCCACGUAUCGCGUCGCAUGGUCGACUACAACCCCGACUUCGCCGUCACUCGCGCUCUAUUUUGCACGCGCACGUGAGACUUUCCUGGUUCCCGGAGCUCCUUACGAACUCACCCUGCCCCCGGCACUUCUUGACGCGUUAUCGGUCGUUCAUGGCCACCCGGAUCCCGCUGUUUUCGCACCUGCACGCGCGCAUGUCGAAGGUGCCCUCCGUGCAAGCCUUCGCAAUUGUGUCCGCGCGGCAUACAGCAAUGUUGGUACAUACCGCGCUGCAUGUGGUAUUGCCGCAGGCAUCUUCUUUCUUCUCGUUGGUACCGUUCCUGCAUUAGCAGUGAAUUUCGCCAAAUCGCAGACUAGAUGGGAACGCCUGGUCAUAUUACCAGGAUUAUGGCUUGGUCUGACGAUCCUCAUCGCGAGUUUGCGCGGGAUCUGUAUGAUGAUUUAUAUUUUUGGUGAUUUUCGGCAGCUCCGCAAAUUUGAACUUGUGAGGCCUCCACCACCUACUACAAACCGCGAGAUCGAGUCGUGCGACGACGAACUUACGCGAUCGCCGACCAUUGUAGCACCGACGCGCCCUGUACGUGCUCUCACUGCGCCUCCCAAAGUUGCUGUACGCAUCCCUUCACAAACACCGACGCUCUCGUACGGCGCUACAACCGUAUCCCUCACUACGGACAUCACUUUCCCGGGAACGAGUACGGGCACCGAGAGUUCGUAUACAAACACAACGUCGCAGACUCAUGCGCAUACAAUCUCCAUCUCGUCUCAAAAGAGUCGUGGUGGUGCAUCCAGUCUGUAUGCAUUCGGAAAUGGUUACACAUGUGGAAACGCAGACACGGACACUCGCUCCGUACCACCGUAUGCAACAGAUGACGAAAGUGUAGACGCAGAGAUGGAUGAUGAUGAUGACGCGGAUGCAAUGAGCAGUGCAAGUGAUCAUGGGAUCUAUAUCUCGCCCGCGAUGCCAUCACCAGAGCCUGAGGAUGAUCCGGCGGUUGUGAAUGCUGCAAUGGCGUUGAUCGCAGGCAGCACGGUCAACGGAUCAGGGACUCUUACGCUUCCUCAAUCUUCAGCGACUUCUCCAGUGUUAUCUGGCCCGUCUGCGUCCACUGCCAUGUCUGGUACUGCUACAGGUACUCCUGUUCCUGCGCUAGCAAAGAAUCAGACUACGCAGACAGCACCGCAAUUACCCACCGCAUCUUUUAUACCUCCAUAUCCUUACUCAGACGCUGACUCCAUAACCAAGCGUGGUCAUUCGCGAUCGCGUACUUGCUCUGGAGGUGUGGGUAAUAGCACUCCCCGAGACCUUGAGGCCGCUGUCUCGUCCACUCCUGUAGCUUCCGCGGUGCAGCGGUCCUGCGCAUUUGACUUUGAUGCGCUUCCACUUGUGACGCCUCCUAUAAGUGUCCCGCAUUCUCGUCCCCGAGGUCCAGACACCCAUAUCGACGUGAACGUAACUGCGAAUGGAGUGAACGACGAGAAGGGAUUGCAACUGCCGUCACCAUCUGGGUACGGCUUAGCCACGGAUUGCGAUCCAACAUCGCCUAUACACUUAGAGGAUGUUGCUGGCUUAUGCGAAAAGGAAGAUGGGAGUCGUUCUAACUCUUCGCGAUCGAAAUGGCGUUCAUCUCACUCACGCUUCCGCCUUCCUUCGUUCCGCAGCCUUUCGGCAACUUUCCACUCCAUGCGUCCAUCAUCUGCAUUGUCUCAAUCUUAUUCAGACUUCACUAGUCUGGGCGGCAAAGAAAGCGAAAAACUUCGUGACUGGCAUUCGCGGUGUGCAAUCGAGAGCCGUGUUCCGGCUUUUGGACCUGUUACGCGAGUACUCGCACCUGAAGUAGCACGCGCUCAGUGGGAGAUUGUUGUACGUGCUGCUGUAUUAGCAACUUUGCUCUGUGUCGUUGUCUGUGGUGUUGUCGUUUCAUUACCUGUGCCCGGGAAGAUUUAGGCGCAAUAUGUGCACCCAGGCCUGCAUUUCCAUCCUUUUUUGAAAUUUCCUUUGCCUUUGGAACCCACUGUCUUUUAUUUCACUCCGUUGUUCACCUUGUCUUGCACCUUGCUAUAUUUCACUUUGACUCCGCGCUAUAAACAAUUACUCUUCACACUUCGUCUUCUGCUCUGUAACCUUAUCCUACCUCCGUGUUCGUUCUGCUCAUUUUCUCACCAAAACAUUCUCUUCUGUUCUCACAAAUUCGUCUUCCUCAUCUUGAUCUGGGCAUCUCCAGUCUACAGUUUUGAACUCCAAUGUUGUACUCCAUCCGUCUUUCUUUGACUCUCUAAAUCUCUUGUGAUCACUAUUCCUCCCCACUUGCCUCCCUCUCUGUGCAAUUUCCGAUUUCUUAUCACCUUCAGUUACCUUAUUAUGCCACUGUCGUUCCCGAUCCGAUCCCCUAUCACUUGGUCUUAUCUCCUCGCUUCUAAGUUCUACAGGUUCUGUCUUCCGCUUGUGCUACUGUUCAGUGUUCUGGUUCCUUUCCCUACGCUAGAUUCCUCUCUCUCUGCUGGUGUUCCUGGUUCUUGUCUUCCCACUGCAUAAGUGUAUUGUCCCGUCCUUUUCAUCAAAUUUGGAUCCCGAAGAUCCUAAGAUCCAAAUUCAGAUCGACGUCUCUUUCUCUGGUCUUCUUAUCCGUCUUUUAC
This is a messenger RNA of Fomitiporia mediterranea MF3/22, 3026 nucleotides long. RefSeq lists its product as uncharacterized. Lineage: Eukaryota; Fungi; Basidiomycota; Agaricomycetes; Hymenochaetales; Hymenochaetaceae. The record is from RefSeq and is a predicted model, not a curated record. The transcript is spliced from 2 exons. The coding region runs from base 1 to 2337 and encodes 778 amino acids.